AUGGAGAUCGAGGCACCCACCUUCAUCUCGCUCAAUAAGCCUCAGAAGCGCGCGCUCAUUCUCCGCGACCAACUUCGCUUUCAUGAUCCGCACCACCUGGAUUUGUUCCUUGAGGGUAUCAGUAACGAUGAGCCACCUAGUUACACCAAAGUGCAUGGUAUCAUCAAGCCUGAGCUGGCCUUGGUCACACUUAAAGAAGAAGCCACACAUCUCGAUCUUGGAAACGUUCAACUACCGGAAGAGCACAACUCGAUAUAUCGCGUUUACCUGAUAGUAGAGAAUGGCCAGAUCCAGAUGCAGACUGAGGAUCCUUUGCCACAAGAUGAAAACGUUCUCGACUCCCAACCUAUUCAUGGCUUCAUUGCUAGGACUAUGGUACCAAUGUUCAAAGAAAAAUUCCAGGCUAUCUUUGCGAGGAUGAACAAGAUCAACGAGGCUAGACGGGCCGCUUACAACAUGCCUAACCAGGCGCCAGUUUUGUUUCAUGAAGGAGAGACACUCGCAAGGCUCGAUCCAGCAAAGGUUGAGCAGGAUUGGACUCUUACUCGUGUGACGAAGUCACGCAAGCGAGCACUAAAUGAGGAGAUCGUUCAACAUGUCUCCAACAAGCGCAAAUGCGUUGGUCUCGAUACAAUCCCUGAAGAUGCGAAGCGAAAGACCUUCGACACAAUUCCGAGCCACGUCAAAGUAGAUUUGUUCAACUCUAUUGUCGAUACGGCAUUCCCAAACUUUAACAACCUGAUGAUUGCGUCCUGGAACGUGAUCACAAUCUAUACGGCUUGCGGUAGCGACUUUCCGGAUCUUCACAAGGCGAUCGUCGAUCUCGAAGGAGUUCUCCAGGAUUUCGACGAGUCUUUUGGUCAGCGCGUUGAUCGAGCCCCGCCUAAAUACAGGUACGACUUUGGUGGACCUUCUCGGGACGGUACGGAUGAGGAUGGGACCCAAGAUCGUAACGGGAGGCGCGAUCAGGAGCGUUACAAGGACUGCGAAGACGAUGACGUUGAUCAUCAUGGGAAUCUCUUCGAAACUCAUGUGCCUGUCUUGGGACAGGGAGGAGUUGGUAACUCUAAUCGAAUUGGCGAUACCACUGCUAACAAAGCGGCGCAGGUGCAAGAGGGCAUUGCUGAACAAAGUGACGGCACGGAAGACCCAGACGGACACGAUGACGAAGACGACCAAGUACCUCCUGGGGAUCCCGAUCUGGCUCUCACGACCGAAGAUCCCAGCAAAGUUUGUGGAUCUGGCUCACAUCAUACGGUAGAAACCCAUGUUGGAGGCCAGGAGCACGCUCAUCAUGUGAAGAGGAUUCGAGAGCAGCACGUUGACGACGACGAUGCUGAAGAUCGUCCCCUCAUUACAUUACGAUCAGGAUCUCGUCGUGGGGCGUACUCAUCCUCCGUUGAAAGAAAGCGCAACGAAGAGCAGCCCGUCGGUAAAGCUAUUCCUAAGACUACACAGAACGCGACCAGCACCAAGGCGUAUUCUGCAGAGCAGACCGAUUUCCCCUCAGAGCUCGAUCAACAAACGCCACAACUACAAGAUGGCCCGACCGCAAACCCGACCUCCGCUUCAACGCCCCAACCUGGGAAGAAGAAGCAGCGCGACAUCUCUAGCUACACCAUCGUCGAACUCGAAAAGAAGUAUAAGGAGCGCGAGGCUCACAUCCUGACUACCUUCGAAAACGACAUGAGCAAGGUCCCGGGGAAGCACCGCAAGGCCCUCGAGUCGAUGAAGGCUCUGCUUGAGGGUCGUAAGAAAGAUGAAGCGCAGGAGAAAGCCAACAAAAUGAGCAAUUCCUCUGGAAAGAUUGGACGUCCGGGUACCAGCAACGGCGGCAUGUUCGGCAAUUAUACUGGCAAAUCUCCCAGCAACCAUCUCGGCAACUCUGUCCUAGGAGCGAAGAAACCAGCAAGCAUCGCGCCGGUGGCGCCAAUGUUUCCGAAUGGCAGCCGAAGAGAUCCGAGGAAUGGUGUUGCACAGGGUAGGACAGGCAACACACCUCCUUACGGGCGUGGCAACUGA
Alternaria arborescens is the source of this 2022-nucleotide messenger RNA. RefSeq lists its product as hypothetical. The coding region runs from base 1 to 2022 and encodes 673 amino acids. Lineage: Eukaryota; Fungi; Ascomycota; Dothideomycetes; Pleosporales; Pleosporaceae. The record is from RefSeq and is a predicted model, not a curated record. The transcript has 3 exons.